Messenger RNA from Trypanosoma cruzi, 1392 nucleotides. RefSeq lists its product as uncharacterized. The record is from RefSeq and is a predicted model, not a curated record. Bases 1 to 1392 code for a protein of 463 amino acids. NCBI's taxonomy places the organism in Eukaryota, Euglenozoa, Kinetoplastea, Trypanosomatida, Trypanosomatidae. Gene Ontology annotation, molecular function: nucleic acid binding; zinc ion binding. The transcript has a single exon.
AUGAAAAUUUUACUCGAGGAGGCUUCUGUCGGACUAAUCGAUGAAUUCUGCAUUCUCUGCAACGUGUGGCUGGCGGGCAAUGUGUCGCAGCACACACACGGCGAGAAGCACUUGAGGUGGAGUGAAGCCGCACAGGCCGUCUUUCGUCAAACGGCACCGGCAGCGUGUGUUUUGGCGGCUACACUUCUUCGUCGCGUAGUGGAGGGCGAGGUGCGGGAUCAUUACUGCAGCCGUUGCAGCCAGCAUGUGGGUGGAAAGUUUCGCCAGGCCAUACACCACCUUGACAGCCGCCGGCACCAUCGUAAGGAGGAAAAGCAGACUUCUCUCGUCUCCACGGUGAUAAAGGAGGCAUCACUUCACUCGGAUGGUUUUGUUCAGGGCGUAUUUUGUUCCAUGUGCCUCUGCGUGGUUCCUGUGCAGCAGGAGAAACACCUGCUUUCAAAGCGGCAUCAACGGAACCUGCGUGCGGCCAUGUCUUCUGCUUCGCAAACGGAAGCAGCAGAGGCAAGGCAGGAGAUGUGGGUCGAACUGCUUCAGCCUCUGCACGGUAAUAUUUGCUGUUCCUGUGCCGCGUACGUUCCUGCGGAAGAUAUUAUGCAGCACUUUACAUCAGAACGACACAAAAGAGCACACAGUUUUGCACUGGGCAUAAAGGACAAGGACGGCGAUAAAGGCCUGCGAGGUCUUCUUGAAAAUGCAGAAGAGCACGCCGUGGAUCGUUACUGCUCGGUGUGCGAUGUCACGCUAAGAGCUUCCAUGCGGACGCAGCAUGCACAGGGGAAGCGUCACAACAUGGAGUUGCUGAAAGCAUAUCGCGAUCCGGAAGGGCACAUAAAGCUCUGGAGGGAGCGAUUCAUCGCCAGCUUAGCGAAGGAGCGGGGACAGUUCCCAAAUGUUGACAACACAAUGCCCACGGUAGAAGUGCCAUCCGCACCGCUAGAUUCCUUAACAUCAGUUGCGCCCACCAGCGCAACGCCUGAGAAAUGCCCACAAGAACCAUCGGGGACUUGCUUACUUGCUGAUAUGCCACUGCUCUUUUUCUUCAUUAAUGGGCUUUGCAUCCUUUGUGACUGCGUUGUGACACCUCAAUCGACGGGUCUGGUAGCGACACCCGUCGGCAAGGAGCACUGCCGAACCCCAAAGCAUAAAGAGGCCCUUGAUGCAUUUGUUUUCCAACAACGCGAGAUGGGGCAGGUGGAUGCGGCAACAGCGUGGGCGGCUCGUUGGUACAAGGAUGCGUUUGGUGCCUUGCGGGAGGAGUGCGCCUCCUGGCGUGAAUGUGCCGAACGCUUGUCGCUUUACACAAGUGAUGAUUUUAUGAAAUUACUGCAAGACGAUCUCCGUGCGGAUGCAUUUGUGGAGGCCGUCAGUUUGUUAUGGACAGCCUCAUAA